AUGUUUCUCGAACCAUUCCCCAACAACGUGUGCAGUGUGGCAGGGAGCGUUAUCCUGCUGAAGGAGGCCUUCAUGCUUCACGAAGGGGCUAAAGCAACGACCAUCAAAGAGGCACUGAUCAAAUGGGAGGAGAAGGCAGGGGAGAAGGCCAGUGACGCCAAAGCAGUAAAGCUUUAUGGCCAAAUUCCUCCCAUCGAGAAGAUGGAUGCCUCUCUCUCAACACUCAUUAACUGCGAGAGGCUGUCUCUGUCCACAAACUGCAUCGAGAAAAUAGCCAACCUCAAUGGCCUGAAGAACUUGAGGAUAUUGUCUCUAGGAAGAAACAACAUCAAGAACCUUAAUGGACUGGAGGCAGUAGGAGACACAUUAGAGGAGUUAUGGAUCUCGUAUAACCUGAUAGAGAAACUGAGGGGAAUCGGUGCCAUGAAGAAUCUUAAAGUCCUCUACAUGUCCAAUAACCUGGUCAAAGAAUGGGUGGAGUUUGCGAAGCUUGCUGACCUGCCCUGCCUCGUGGACUUGGUGUUUGUCGGAAACCCUUUGGAGGAGAAGCACACAGCUGAGGGAACCUGGAUGGAUGAAGCGUCUAAGAGGCUACCCAAGCUAAAAAAACUAGACGGAACGCCAGUCAUCAAGCAGGAUGACGAGGAGGGAGAAGGAGACAGCUGA
Molecule: messenger RNA, 666 nt
Organism: Lampris incognitus (smalleye Pacific opah)
Lineage: Eukaryota; Metazoa; Chordata; Actinopteri; Lampriformes; Lampridae
Gene: dnal1
Product: dynein, axonemal, light chain 1
Exons: 8
Coding region: 1-666 (221 amino acids)
Cellular component (GO): cytoplasm
Molecular function (GO): protein kinase binding
Source: RefSeq, a predicted model, not a curated record